AUGGCUGACCCCGGGCCAAAGAUCAGGGUCAAGACGACGAUGCCGACCCUUCCGCUUGCGACGCCGCGGGCCAGCAUCAAGACGGAGCGGCUGGUGCUGCGGCCGCUGUCGCAUGAGGACCUGGCCGACUACCACGCUCUGCGCACGCAGCCCGAGGUGGUCGAGUAUAUGCCGACGGGGCGGGCGGACCGGGACCUGGAUGAGACGCGGGCGGUGCUGGACCGCGUCGCCGGCCCGGGCCGUGAGGCCGACACCUUCGUCUGGGGCGUGCGGCUGGCGGCGACGGGCGACUUCAUCGGCGCCGGCGGCGUGUACGGCGUCGACGCCCGGACCCGCUGGCCCUCGCUCGGCUACUACGUGCGCCGCGAGCACUGGGGCCGCGGCUACGCCUCCGAGGCCAUGGCCGCCGUCGUGGCCGCCUGGUGGCGCCUGCCCCGGUCCCCGGGGGUGGAGAUGGAGCUCGACCCCUCGUCGGUCGGGAGCGCCGUCGCCGCCGGCGAGGAAGUGCCCGAGCGCCUGUUCGCCUUCAUCGCCUCCACCAACGCCGGCAGCAUCGGCGUCAUGAGGAAGCUCGGCUUCUGCAAGUUCAAGGACUGGGGUGUGCUGGAUAGCCGCGCGGGCUAUGAGGGUCAGAUGGUCACCCUGGUUGGAUUCCUACUCCAGCGGCCUGCUGAGUAG
Messenger RNA from Fusarium redolens, 678 nucleotides. Its product is annotated as GNAT domain-containing protein. Lineage: Eukaryota; Fungi; Ascomycota; Sordariomycetes; Hypocreales; Nectriaceae. The transcript has a single exon. Bases 1 to 678 code for a protein of 225 amino acids. The record is from RefSeq and is a predicted model, not a curated record. Gene Ontology annotation, molecular function: acyltransferase activity, transferring groups other than amino-acyl groups.